This is a messenger RNA of Tilletiopsis washingtonensis, 726 nucleotides long. RefSeq names its product RNA-binding domain-containing protein. Gene Ontology annotation, cellular component: spliceosomal complex; U2AF complex. Gene Ontology annotation, biological process: mRNA splicing, via spliceosome. The coding region runs from base 1 to 726 and encodes 241 amino acids. The record is from RefSeq and is a predicted model, not a curated record. Gene Ontology annotation, molecular function: pre-mRNA 3'-splice site binding; metal ion binding. Lineage: Eukaryota; Fungi; Basidiomycota; Exobasidiomycetes; Entylomatales. The transcript is spliced from 7 exons.
AUGGCGUCGUACCUCGCCAGCAUCUACGGCACCGAGCAGGACAAGGUCAACUGCUCCUUCUACUACAAGAUCGGUGCAUGCCGCCAUGGCGACCGCUGUUCGCGCAAGCACACCAAGCCGCCGUUCUCGCAGACGAUCCUGGUCUCCAACGUGUACCAGAACCCGCGCCAUGCGGACCCCAACUGCUCCAUGAGCGACGAGGAGCUGCAGAAGGACUUUGACUCGUUCUUCGAGGACUUCUUCUGCGAGCUGGCCAAGUUCGGCCAGCUGCUGGAGAUGCACGUGUGCGACAAUGUUGGCGACCAUCUCAUUGGCAACGUGUACGCCAGAUACGACAUGGAGACCGAGGCGCAGGCGGCUGUCGAUGCGCUGAAUGACCGAUGGUACGCUGGUCGGCCGUUGUUCGCAGAGCUGUCGCCCGUCACAGACUUCCGUGAGGCAUGCUGCCGGCAAAAUGAGACGCAAGAAUGCAACCGCGGCGGCUUCUGCAACUUCAUGCACCUGCGCUACGCCUCGCCUGCACUGGUCCGGGAACUGCAUCAUGAGCUCAGCGUGGAACUUGCAUCGCGGCGGCGAGAGGAGGAGCGCGGCUCGCGGCGCAGCGGUGGUGGCGGCGGCGGAUGGAAGGACGAGGUGGGCGGCGGUGGCGGCGGCGACUGGCGCUCGGCACCGCGCGCAGCCGACGCCGACUACGACCGACGAAGCGCGAGCCCAGCGCGGCGCUGA